AUGUUCUACAUGCAGCUGCUUAUGAAUAAACGUGGGCCUUUGUCCAAGAUAUGGCUGGCUGCUCACUGGGAUAAGAAAGUCACAAAGGCUCAUAUAUUUGAAUGCAAUUUAGAAGAUACCAUUGAAAAGAUACUCUCCCCUAAGUUUAAAAUUGCUCUUCGUACCUCGGGACAUCUUUUGCUAGGAGUGGUGAGGAUCUAUCACAGAAAAACCAAGUAUCUUUUGACAGAUUGCAAUGAAGCCCUACUUAAAAUGCAAUCCACUUUUCAACCAGGGCUUGUUGACCUUCCGAAAGGAAAUUCUGAGGCAAUUUAUAAUGCUAUCACACUGCCUGAAGUGUUUCAUGAUUUUGAUACCCAACUUCCAGACAUGAAUGCCAUUGAGGUCGCCCAACAUUUUACACUGCACCAGAGCAAAAUUGAGGACAUCACAUUGACAGAAUUUUAUGGGCAGAAUGUUCUCCAUGGCAGCAAUUUUGUUGAAGAAAUUGAAAUUCCAAGGCAUGCUAGCUUUUUCAGUGACAGUUUAAUAAAUAGCUCCAAUAGUCUCCUGGCUGACCACAGUUCUUCGAAUUUAACUGGAGGCAAAAUUGCAUUAGAGUAUGAUGGAUUUGGAGACGAAGAAGCUGGAAGAGAUAUGAUUGAUGAUAUUCUUGGAACUGACCAGAAUGGCCUCCUUGCAAUAUUUGACAUGGAAGAGGAACUUCCUUUACCCCCCAAAGAUCCAGUUGAUAACAGAAAAGGAACUACUUUUGAUCCAGACCAGGCUGUAUCUAAACAUGAAACAAGAAAUCACCAACGUAAUGAAACAACAUUAUUGUUCAGUGAGGAAGACGGCUUUGUUCCUUAUCCUAUUGAGGUUUAUCUGUUUCUAAAGAAACGAAGAAGUAAAAGGAAAAGAAAGUUACUCAUUGACCCGGUGAAGCAGCUCAGCAAAGCUACCAUGCAAAAGCAGCUUGCAAAUUACGGGGAUACGCUAGCCCCCUUGAAGAUCGCACCUCCAACCAGGAAGCUGAUGAUUUUACAAGAGUUGGGCAGCGCAGACAAACUUAUGACCAGACCCACCCAGCCUUGCUUUAGCAAAGAUCUGCAGAGGCUGUUUCCUAAACGUCUCAAGAAUAGAAGAAAAAAUUGGCGACAAAAGACUGAAGAAAGAAGCAAACAACAAACUGCCCAAGGACAACAAGAAUCCGAAAAUGAGCAAGCAGCCUUGCAAAAUGGACCCCAGACAAGUAAUUUGGACAAUGAAGAACAAAGAAGAAGUAAGAGAACAUUAAAGCUAUUAAAUACUUUCCAGCACUCGGAACAGCAAGGGGCAAAGUCUUUCAGCUUUCUGUCCCUCUGCAAGAACCAGAACAAGAAAGAAGCAGCAGAGAACUUCUACAGCUUGCUGGUUCUACAGAAACAAAGAGCGAUUGAGGUGGCCCAGUCAGCUCCUUAUGCUGACAUUAUAGUGACCGCGGGGCCCAAGUUUCAUACUUUCUGA
Molecule: messenger RNA, 1485 nt
Organism: Notechis scutatus (mainland tiger snake)
Lineage: Eukaryota; Metazoa; Chordata; Lepidosauria; Squamata; Elapidae
Source: RefSeq, a predicted model, not a curated record